GAAACCGACGCGCUUGGAAGUGCCUCGAAAUGGUUUGGCCUAGUUUUGAUUUCAAAGUGAAAGACGUUAAACAUCGAAGGCUUUGGUUGCUCGUUGCUGUGAUCAUUACUGUUUAUUGUUCAAAAUGUUUGAGUUAUCCUGUUUCGUCGUCGUCGUCGCCAGGACUCGCCGUGCCUGCACCAGAAAUAAUUAAGUUCAUGAAGAGAUUUGGAUAUUUGGAUUCAAGCUCAUCUGACUCAGAAGCAUUAUAUCACGAAGAAGCGAUCAAAGAUGCAGUUAAAAACCUUCAAAAGUUUGGUGCUUUGAACCAAACUGGCAUAUUAGACAAUGCUACUUUGCAGUUAAUGAUAUCACCCCGCUGUGGGGUCCCAGAUAUAGACCCACGUAGAAGUCGUAACAAGAGAUACAUUGUGGGAGCAAAACGCUGGCAGAAGAAAAAAAUUAAAUAUUUUAUAGCCAAUUGGUCUGCGAAAGUAGGGGAACAAAAAGUAGCCGAUGAUAUGGCUAAAGCCUUUAACAUUUGGUCGCAGUACAGCAAUUUGAAGUUCAAGCGAGUCUAUGACCCUGCAGCCGAUAUCAUAGUGGCAUUUGGUGCACAAUAUCACGGGGAUAAUUAUCCCUUUGAUGGACCAGGUAAUAUACUAGCCCAUGCUUUCUAUCCUUACGAAAUGGAUUCAUUUGGUGGGGACAUUCAUUUCGAUGAGGAUGAAAAUUGGAAGGAGAAUUCGACGGAUUUAGCGGAUGGCGUUGACUUUUUCGCAGUGGCUGUACAUGAAUUGGGACAUAGUUUGGGGCUGGCUCAUUCGCCUAUUUAUUCCUCAAUCAUGUUUCCUUAUUACAAAGGACCUAGGCAAACGAAUUUGGAUUUCGAUGAUAUUCUAGCUAUGUAUGAAUUGUAUAUUAAGGCUACGUUUGAUGAGGUAGACGACGAGGAAUCCGAUGAACAAAAUGGUGGUGACUCACACACAACAGAAAUGGUUGAUAUAGAACAAACAACUGUACACGCAACAACGCCUUCAAGUGAAAAUCGCUCUACCACUUUUGAAGGAGAUUUCGAAACAGUUGAUUCUCAUAAGCGUAAACAUGGUACUAUUACAACUGCUCGUCCAAGAACUACUAAACCAUCUUACCGGCCAACUGAGCCUACAAAGGCGACUCCCAUAAUACCAGAUAUUUGCGAAGGAUACUUGGACUCGGUAACAGCAUUCCGCGGAGAUAUUUUUAUAUUCAAGGGAAAAUAUAUUUGGAGGUUAACGGACAAACAUAGAAUUAUGGAAGGAUAUCCAAUCAAGUUGUGGGAUAUGUUCCCAUUUUUGCCGAAGCAUAUUGAACGGAUCAGCGCCUCAUAUGAGAAGCCUUUUGAUGACACUUUAGUUAUUUUUUCAGGAAAACAAUACUGGAUCUAUGACGGUUAUUCUUUGGUGGGCAAUACACCGAAACUAUUAACAAGCCUUGGAAUAGACGGCGCUAUCCAGGAAAUUGAUGCAGCAAUGUAUUGGCCAAAAAACAAACGAACGUAUCUAUUCGCCAAUAAAGUUUUCUGGAGAUAUAAUGAGGACUUGAGUGUGAUGGAACCAGAUUACCCGAAGAAUAUGACAAGAUGGAAUGGUUUGCCGUCUACAAUAGAUGCAGCUACAUCAAUUGGGAAUGCAACUUACUUUUUCAAAGGCAACAUUUACUGGCUCUACAAUAACAAAUGGAUACGCCCUGAAAGAGGAUUCCCACGACGUAUGUCUCACGAUUGGCUUGGUUGCCCGCUGACACAAAGGCAACGAAUAAGACAAUUCAGAUUUCGCACAAGACAUUAGUUAGUUUAUUUCACUUCGUUUUAUGUUUAUGUUUACUACUUCUAUGUACAAUCUCAGUAUUCAAUAAAAAUCUUACAUAGUAUUGACAGAAAAAAUAAAGUACACCUAAGGCACAA
Messenger RNA from Hermetia illucens (black soldier fly), 1924 nucleotides. RefSeq names its product 72 kDa type IV collagenase-like. Gene Ontology annotation, cellular component: extracellular matrix. Bases 30 to 1808 code for a protein of 592 amino acids. The transcript is spliced from 10 exons. NCBI's taxonomy places the organism in Eukaryota, Metazoa, Arthropoda, Insecta, Diptera, Stratiomyidae. Gene Ontology annotation, biological process: proteolysis; extracellular matrix organization; collagen catabolic process. Gene Ontology annotation, molecular function: zinc ion binding; metalloendopeptidase activity. The record is from RefSeq and is a predicted model, not a curated record.